AUGACCUCCCAGCUAUAUAUAUUAUAUCCGGCAAAGUUUUUGCCAAUUCAGAAAUGGAUAACAAAAAAAUUCCAGCAGUGUGCAGAGCCUAGACUAAGCCCGUUUUUAGGAUUGGAAUUUUAUCUCGUGGAAUGGAAGGAUAAGAAGAUGGUAAGGAAAGCUCGGACAAUCGGGCAAAUUCCUAUCGUGAAUCCUGGAGUUAAGCCUGGGCUUCGAUUCGACCUUUUGCAGAAAGAUGACCAGAAAUUCCUUUUUUUUGGAAUUUCUGUGAGGCAGCCAUGCUAUAAUAACCACCCGCUGUAG
This is a messenger RNA of Blepharisma stoltei, 303 nucleotides long. NCBI's taxonomy places the organism in Eukaryota, Ciliophora, Heterotrichea, Heterotrichida, Blepharismidae. The record is from the annotation of a GenBank genome assembly.